Molecule: messenger RNA, 741 nt
Organism: Danaus plexippus (monarch butterfly)
Lineage: Eukaryota; Metazoa; Arthropoda; Insecta; Lepidoptera; Nymphalidae
Gene: Spase22-23
Product: signal peptidase complex subunit 3
Exons: 3
Coding region: 128-667 (179 amino acids)
Biological process (GO): protein targeting to ER
Cellular component (GO): signal peptidase complex; membrane
Source: RefSeq, a predicted model, not a curated record
AAUGUCAGCGACUGCCGACUUGUCAACGUCAUCUUACAACGCGAACAGAAAGUGGAAAACGCUAAAAUUAAAAACUUAAUAAACUGGAGUGGAAUUUUAGACCACUUCAGCAAAAUUAUUUGACAAAAUGUAUUCCGUUAUAACCAGAGUCAACGCGAUAUUAACGUACACACUAAGUGUUCUAGCAUGUCUUACAUUUUUGUGUUUUCUUUCCACUCUAACAGUGGAUUAUAGAACUACUGCUCAGAUGAAUACCGUAAAAGUUGUGGUGAAGAAUGUUCCAGACUAUGGUGCUUCAAGGGAAAGAAAUGAUCUUGGUUACUUAACAUUUGAUCUCAAAACAGAUUUAUCCAACCUAUUCAACUGGAAUGUUAAACAGUUGUUUUUGUACCUAACAGCCGAGUAUAUCACACCAAACAAUGAACUAAACCAAGUUGUACUAUGGGACAAGAUUAUACUCAGAGGAGAGAAUGCAUUGUUAGAUUUUAAAAAUAUGAACACUAAAUACUAUUUCUGGGAUGACGGGAAUGGUUUGAAAGGUCACAACAACGUCACAUUAACCCUCUCCUGGAAUAUUAUACCUAAUGCCGGCCUGUUGCCAAACAUCCAGGCCGUUGGUUUGCAUUCAUUCAAGUUUCCUACAGAAUACACUCAAACCAGAGUAUGAUUGUAACACCGUUAUUUGUAGGUGAUAUUGUGUAUGUGUUUGAUAAGACAGAAUAUACAUUUUAUUUAAAUCAA